GGGACGCAAAAAGAAGAAACGUCUCGAUGAGUCACUCAGUCACUGAUAAAUGCUCCCUCUCUCUCUCUCUCUCUCUCUCUCUCUCCUGUCUUUCAACUGAGGAACAGCAAGUAAACCGCUCAAACCUUCUCUACAAAAACACAGAGGUCUCACCGGCGGUGUGUGCACUGCUCCGACGUCGUUUUGCUGGCCGGACUCCGGUUUUUGUGUGUUGAAAAUGUGAGUCAACAUAGUGGAAGAAAUAGUGAGUGUGGAAUUGCAGCAAGAUUUCAUUGUGAAACGUUAAAUGUCAGGGACCAAAGCGCUUUUAACAUACAAGCGAAAGCGGCGAUCAAGAAAAGCUCUUGAAAAGGGACAUGAUUGCCAUAAUUCACUUUUUGUGGCUCUGAGUGACACUUCUCUAAGUAGAGAAGACUUGCAACUUCGUUUAAUUGAUAAUAGUGCACCAGAAGACUAUGACAGAAAUGAUUCUUCAAUACCUGAGCCAAUACGAAAAUCAAGCAGACUGGAGAGUCUCGAUGAGGGUCUCUCCCUUCACAAGAAAGUUGGCUCGUCCUCAAAUACUAAUAGUGAAGCAUUGGUUGACGAUGAUAAUGCUGGAGGGAAGUUAGUUUCCGGGUUGAUGGGGAAUGCUACUGAAAUGACCGCUGAUUUUGUCAGGCCGAGAUCAUCAUCAUUUGAAAAAAAAGGCACCUCUAAAUGUGAUGGUAUUUUGCUAAGAUUGAAUGCAUCAAACUUGGAAGUGACUGAUCCAUUCUCUAAAAUUAAGGCGGAUAACUUAUGCUGCGAUUCAGCUGUGCAGACCAAGUCGACUGCCCCAUUAAUUACUUUCUGCCGAAGGAAAAAAAGAAUAAAGGAUAUAGAUAAGUCUGAUAUACAAAGCAAAUCUGUGCCUGCAGAAAAUGAUUGCUCAUUGGUAACCAAAUUGUGUAAUUGUGUUUGUGCUAGUGCCGCUUCGUGCGAAGAAACUUCCCCUGAAAAGUGCUCCAUAGAUCAUGAGACAGAUUUGAAGCACUCCAGAGACAAAGCUCAAGUUUUGUCAAGUAAUGAUCUUAAAGCGACAGAACUCCCUUGUGUAGGCCAAUCACUUCCUUUUUUGCACCUGUCCGUUAUCCCAACCAAUUCAUGUGGCACCGACUGCAAUUUUGACUUAAACUUGAGUCCUCAACAGCAACCUAAUAUUGCUGCGCCAAAAACUACGGGGGGCUCCUUGGAUUCUACUAGCCGAAAUCAUGCCGCUGUAUUACAUGAACUGUCUCCUCCACAAAUGCCGGCUGUGAGAAAUGAAAGAGUAGAAACUCGAGCUUCACAAUUACACAGAGAUGCAUUUGAAUUUUUAGAAGUUGGUGCCUGCUGCAAAGAUAAUGAUGAUAAAGUUGGUCCUCUGCUUUCCGAGGAAUUUACUUCCAAAAACAAAUGUCUGCCGCUGUUUCCAGAAGAAAAAACCAGUGACAUUUUUUGCCCGGUGAUAACACAGCCUGAGGUACCUGCUUCUAUAGCUUCAGAACGGAGAAAAGUUCUUCAGUUGGGAGGCCAGAAUAAUCAACCAAAACAAGGAUCUCCUAUAUUUUUGGGUCUAUCCUUAACCGAAAAACCUGUACUUGCAGGAUGUGCUGCCAAUACCUGCUUCAAUACAUCUCCCUUCUUGAACUCCAUCAUUGGAACAAGAGAAUUCAUCCGAGAUGCAGCGCUCCAAUCUUCCUCAAGCCAUUUAUCAUCAGUUUUGAAACACAAGAUUAUGCAUGACAGUGUUGUAAGCCAAGCAAGAGCUUUGAAUGAAAGGGGUAGUUUUCAUGACAAUUAUAUGCCAUAUAAUACCAUGUGGUCUGAAGAAGAGUUGGAUUUUCUAUGGAUGGGCGUGAGGAGAUAUGGACGGGACAAUUGGAAUGCUAUGUUAAGGGAUCCAAGGUUGCACUUCUCACCAUGGAGGGUGGCAAGGGACUUAGCUGAGAGGUGGGAAGAGGAACAGUCAAAACUUUUUAGUGGUUUAUGUGUUCCACAAUUAGGAUGCAACUACUUCUCGGGUCCAAAAAGAAGAAUAUGGAAAGAAAAUACAACAGACAUAACCCAAGUUUCACUUGGCGAUGUUGAUGCUCAUAGAGGAGGUAAUGCCUCGAGGAGGCCACUAUUCAAGUCGGCUUAUAUUUGCAACAAUGGCAAUGGAAAUCCCCGGAGGCCUCUUGGUUACACAAAAAGGACAUCUCGUUUUGAAAUUGGAAGGGACAAUUAUGAAGAUGAUGAAUUUAGUGUUCCAAAUAGAAGUAGCAGUAUUCGAAGGGGCAAGUUAUUAUCGACUGACGGCCCCACAACUUGUGUUGGAGCAAAGGGAAAUUUACCCCACUGGCUCAGAGAAGCUGUUGCUUCUCCACCGCCAACUGUGCCUUCAACUGUUUCAUCAAUUGCUCAUUCAGAUAGGUUGAAUCUCACCCUUCUCGGAUUUGAUCCUCGGGGAUCACAUUUUGCGCCAAGAAAUGAAAUGCAGUCUACUUGUGGUGGUUUAAUAGUAAAUGACUCACAGCCAUUAAGUACUGCUCCUCUUUUCAACUACUCAUCGGUAGGACUAGGGAUGGGGAAAAGAAGGGAUUAUUCUCGUCACGCGGGUAAACAAGACGACGUAAUUAUUAUAGACAGCGAUGGUUCUUCUGAAGAGACUAUAUCUGAUGAUUGUAGUGCAAGGCUGUAGCUUCAAGGUAGCUUGGCAGGUGGAAUUCUGUUUGUAUAUACGGGAAGCUGUACAAAGGUGGUGUACACAGUUUGUUAUUCAGGCAAUUUGUAAAUGCAAGGAAUAAAAGGGAACUUGGAAGUCUAAAACAGACUGAUGAAUGGAUUGGUGGUUUAUGCUUAUAAGCGAAUUGUUCUCAUAAGUCAGCUGCGAAUUUUGUGAGGAAGUCAGCUGAUUAUGCACUGAAAUAAGCUGUCAUUCCCGUAACGUGGCACCAGGACCUACUGUAUAAAUAAAACAUUCUCAACCUGUAGAUGAUGAUGACGGAACCUAGUACUGUGUAUUGUGACAUGUCUGAUGUUCUAUAAGAUCAACUUUUCCAAGCUGGAAGAGGGUGGUACUUUCCGAUGGCACAGGAUAUCAACUAGCUAAGGAUAUAUUUGAUGGUAAGGUUUCAAGAAAAGAAUUCUUCGAAUUGCAGAUAAAACUUAUCCCGUUCAUGGUCGAAUCAAAUACGGAUGAUGAUGAGGAACAUUACAAGGAAGUCGCUCCCCGAGACCAUGAGAAAGACUAUGGAGAAGAAGAGAAGGUAUAGUCCUCCAUGUCAUGGGCAGGAGGAGGAGGAGCAAGAGAAGUGCUUGCACUUGUCCCCAACUCCUUGAGCUGCUUGACGGCGUCUGCGCUUUCCUGCAACUCCAGUGCGCACUCAAGUUCCACCUGCACUUCACCCAUCGUGGGCCGUUCAGCUCCUGUCCGACGCUGGCAUCUCACGGUGAUGUUCAUAAAUUUUUUCAAACAAUCUGGAGCUACUUUUCCCAUCAGAAAUGGAUCAAUCAUAGCAGGGAAAGUCCAUACCCUUUUCCCACGUUCAA
Messenger RNA from Pyrus x bretschneideri (Chinese white pear), 3534 nucleotides. RefSeq lists its product as uncharacterized. The transcript has 6 exons. The record is from RefSeq and is a predicted model, not a curated record. The coding region runs from base 287 to 2683 and encodes 798 amino acids. Lineage: Eukaryota; Viridiplantae; Streptophyta; Magnoliopsida; Rosales; Rosaceae.